AUGACUCUGACGAUGUCCGAUGACCACAGCCGGCGCCGCUUCGGUCCCUUGAGUUUUCAGCAUAUGCCUUCAUACUCUAGCCAGCCUCACUUCUCUGACCCUUGGAACUCGUCGUCGCCAACAGGACCGGCACCCCCAAGUGGAAGUCAACCGCACGGCCUCUAUACCAGCAACCAAGACAGCUCGGGACUUCCUCACCUGAACAUCAGCGCCAUCCCCAGGCAGCCGCCCAACUCUCAACACCCACCGCACUCGCAACAGGGCCAACACUCGAGCAGCUCCGGCCCAAGUACCUCGAUGGCGACAUACGGCUCCCUUCCGGUCACCGCGGCCUCGGGCAGCGGCAGCGCCCCUCUCUCAAGCGUCUACAGGCAACCUGACCUGCUUUCCCUGCCCUCAGAUCCCUACAACGUGAACGGGCUACGGCAGCCGACCAGUUCGGCGGCCUACGACACCACGACCUACGCGAGCACUGCUUCGCCCGUGAACCCCUCCUACCCAUCCACGUCGGCCUCGGGUUACGACCAACUCAGCUACACGCCCGCACAGAUGAGGGGGACGUUUGCUCUUGGGCCCGACGACAACGCCAGGAGAUAUUCACAGCAGCCUGUGCAACCUGACGAUCGGAGGAGCUUUCAAGAUGCGUUGGAGGCGAGCCACGGCAUGCUCUCCAUGAGCCAAGACACACCCCGAAACAUUUACGACGUGCGCAACCGUGCUCGGGGGUCAGGAGAUUCUUACGGUUUCCCCUCGACGCACUCUUCCACGUCUAGCAUGUCGUCCGCUGGCUUCAGCAACUACUAUGGAGGUUCUGUCGAUGGCUCUGUGAGCGACUACUCUGCGGCUGGGUCCGACAUCGAAUCAAUCUCGGGCCGAGCAUUGCCCCGGCCUCAAGGCCUCAUGUCGAACCAGCCACCCGCUCCGCAAUCAAUGAUGGGGUCCUUCAGCUCUCGGGUGUCGUCGAGCGCCCAGAAAAAGCACAAGUGCAAGGUCUGCGACAAGCGAUUCACCCGGCCUAGUUCCCUCCAGACGCAUAUGUACAGCCACACCGGCGAGAAACCGUUCGGGUGCGAGGUCGAUGGUUGCGGGCGUCGGUUCUCGGUUGUUUCAAACCUGAGGCGCCAUAAGAAGGUCCACAAGCGCGGGGGCGAGACACCUUCCGAUACGGGUUCCGAGACGCACGAGUCCCCGUAA
Molecule: messenger RNA, 1194 nt
Organism: Dichotomopilus funicola
Lineage: Eukaryota; Fungi; Ascomycota; Sordariomycetes; Sordariales; Chaetomiaceae
Exons: 3
Coding region: 1-1194 (397 amino acids)
Biological process (GO): regulation of transcription by RNA polymerase II
Cellular component (GO): nucleus
Molecular function (GO): RNA polymerase II cis-regulatory region sequence-specific DNA binding; DNA-binding transcription factor activity, RNA polymerase II-specific
Source: RefSeq, a predicted model, not a curated record